AUGUCGAGCUCUGGGGGCAGUUUUCUGGGCCGUUCGGCCAAUAGCAACUCCAACAUGCGCGGCCUCGUGCAGUUCAUCGCCGAUCUGAGGAACGCUAGGGCCCGCGAGUUGGAGGAGAAGAGAAUCAAUAAAGAGCUGGCUAAUAUUCGUCAAAAGUUCAAAGAUGGGAACUUGAGCGGGUACCAUAAAAAGAAAUACGUGUGCAAGCUCCUGUACAUAUAUAUCCUCGGCUGGAACGUCGACUUCGGACAUCUCGAAGCGGUGAAUCUUAUUUCGGCCAACAAAUAUUCCGAAAAGCAGAUUGGCUACCUUGCCAUGACGCUGUUCCUCCACGAGAAGCAUGAGCUCCUGCACCUAGUUUUCAACAGCAUAAGAAAGGACCUCCUUGACAACAAUGAGCUAUUCAACUGCCUUGCUCUCCAUGCUAUUGCCAACGUAGGAGGCCGGGAGAUGGGCGAGGCCCUGAGCGGAGAAGUGCACAGGCUCUUGAUCUCACCUGCCUCGAAAUCAUUUGUGAAAAAGAAGGCCGCUCUCACACUUCUACGGCUCUACCGCAAACAUCCCGAUAUCGUUCAGCCACAAUGGGCGGAACGUAUUAUAUCACUGAUGGAUGACCCGGACAUCGGCGUUGCGCUCUCCAUCACCUCGCUCGUUAUGACGCUAGCCCAGGAUAACCUGGACCAUUACAAGGGAGCGUACGCUAAAGCUGCUGCCAGACUGAAGCGUGUUGUCGUAGAUGGAGAGUACACUCAAGACUACCUCUACUACAAGGUUCCUUGCCCCUGGCUUCAGAUCAAACUUCUUCGUUUGCUUCAAUACUUCCCUCCAUCCGGUGUGUACUCUCGCAUUAUUACAACUUAUCCAGUUCUUGAUGUGGCUAUGGAGCCGACCAAGAACGUACAACAGAACAACGCGCAGAACGCUGUCUUGUUUGAGGCUAUUAACCUUAUCAUCCACCUCGACACGGAAGAAACGCUUAUGAAGCAGAUUUCAUCGCGUCUAGGAAAGUUCAUCCAAUCGCGCGAGACCAACAUCCGAUACCUUGGGUUGGAAGCUAUGACCCAUUUGGCAGCGCGGGCGGAGAACUUAGAUCCUAUCAAGCAACACCAAGAGAUAAUCCUUGGCUCUUUGAAGGAUAGGGACAUCAGUGUUCGGAGAAAGGGACUCGACCUCUUGUACAGCAUGUGCGACUUCACCAACGCGAGGGUUAUCGUGGGCGAGCUUCUCCAAUAUCUUCAGAAUGCCGACUUCGCCAUCCGGGAGGAGAUGGUGCUGAAGAUUGCGAUUCUGACGGAGAAAUACGCCACCGAUAUCAAGUGGUACGUGGACAUCUCGUUGAGGCUGAUCGCUAUGGCUGGCGAUCACGUUAGCGAUGAAGUUUGGCAACGAGUAAUCCAAAUCGUGACGAAUAACGAAGAACUCCAAGUCUACGCGGCGCAGCAUUCGCUGCAGUAUGUCAAGCAGGACCACUGCCACGAGACCUUGGUCAAGAUUGGUUCCUAUAUCCUCGGCGAGUUUGGCCACCUUAUCGCCGAUCAGCCCAGAUGCAGCCCGAUCGAGCAGCUCCUUGCUUUGCAGGGAAAGCUCGGCGCAUGCACUUCAAGCACGAGGGUCAUGAUUCUCUCUUGCUUCAUCAAAUUCGUCAACUUGUUCCCCGAAAUCAAGCCUCAACUCGUCAACAUCUUCCAAAUCUACAGCCACGCGAUCGAUGCUGAGCUUCAGCAGAGAGCUUGCGAAUACCUGGCUCUUGCGCAUAUGCCGACGGACGACCUUCUGAGAACAGUGUGUGAUGAGAUGCCGCCGUUUCCCGAAAGGCAGUCUGCGCUGCUCUCGCGUCUUCACCAAAAGCAUGCAAAUACUAGCGAUCGGAGAACUUGGAUUGUUGGUGGCAAGUCGGCCAACACUGACGCUGCCGAGGUUGGCAUGGUUAACAGUGGCGGCCUGAAGCGGAGCUUUAGCUCGGCGGCGACGGUUAAGGCUAAUGGCGGAGCAAAUGGUGGAGGUGCCAACGGUCACGGAAGUGGCAUAGGGGGAGGGGCAAGUGACCUUGCCGGCCUUGACAUGUCCAACAUCGGGUCGGCCGAGCCUAAGAUGCUCAAGGCGCCCAAUCUGGCCAGCGCAGCUCACUUGUCGCCCGGUUGGGAGCCUGGGUAUAACAGGCUGCUGGUUCGGUCCGACGGUGUCUUGUUCGAGGACGGUCAGAUCCAGGUUGGUGUGCGGUCUGAGUACCGUGGCCAGAUGGCGUGUCUUAUCCUGUACUUCAGGAAUAGGACGCCGGCAUUCAUGGGCUCGUUCACAACGACACUGGACCUCGAUGAGAGUGAGAAGAAGAACCUCACGUGGGACGUAAAGGGCCUUCCAGAAAGCAACAUUUCCCAAGGAGCGCAAUCCCAGCAGGUGAUCAUGUUCGAGGCCAAGAACGUGUUCGAGAAGAGCCCGACGAUCCGAAUCAGCUACCUUGCCGGUGCGCUGCAGGCGCUCACCUUGAAGCUACCCGUGGCCAUUCACAAGUUCAUGGACCCCGCUGACCUCUCGGCCGACGACUUCUUCAAGCGGUGGAAGCAGAUUGGCGGGGCGCCUCGCGAGGCGCAGCAGAUUUUUGGGCUUUCGCAUAGUAGAAAUGGGGACCGCGAGCUCACGGAGGGAUUCUUGAGGAGGAUCAUUGAAGGGUUCCGGUGGAGGAUCCUGGAGGGCGUGGAUCAUAACUCGAAGAAUUUUGUGGGAGCUAGCGUGCUGCAUACUUCGCAGGGCGGCAAGUUUGGUUGUUUGAUGAGGUUGGAGCCGAAUUACGGCACCCAGAUGGUACGCCUGACUAUUCGGGCCACUGACGAUAUCGUUCCCGGCAUACUACUCAAGUUGAUGGAAGAAAGGAUAGCUUCUGGCCAUUCGAACCAACCGGAGAUGAGAGGGCCCCAGGUUCCUACGCGAACCGAGAUAUCUGAUGCGUUUAAGAACGUCAUGGUAACAUAG
Messenger RNA from Scedosporium apiospermum, 2970 nucleotides. RefSeq names its product AP-2 complex subunit alpha-2. The record is from RefSeq and is a predicted model, not a curated record. NCBI's taxonomy places the organism in Eukaryota, Fungi, Ascomycota, Sordariomycetes, Microascales, Microascaceae. Gene Ontology annotation, cellular component: membrane coat; AP-2 adaptor complex. The coding region runs from base 1 to 2970 and encodes 989 amino acids. Gene Ontology annotation, molecular function: clathrin-cargo adaptor activity. The transcript has 7 exons. Gene Ontology annotation, biological process: intracellular protein transport; clathrin-dependent endocytosis.